Paramecium sonneborni is the source of this 453-nucleotide messenger RNA. The record is from the annotation of a GenBank genome assembly. Lineage: Eukaryota; Ciliophora; Oligohymenophorea; Peniculida; Parameciidae.
AUGUUAAAUAAUAUUGGAUAUCUGGCAUAUAUAUCAAUAAUGGGAAUUUUGUUAUUAAUUAGUCCAUCUUCUUUUAUAAAGAUAACGAAUAGAGAUUAAGAAUAAUCAUUAUUUAAUACAUAGUUAUCAUCAUUGCUCUAAACAGAAUCAGUAAUAAAGUAAUAAAGCUUUAUAGGGUUUAAGAAUAUGUGGUUUUUAUCAUCUAAUAUUAUUGUUUGCAUAAAUAAGUAAAUAAGAAAGAGUGAAAUUUAUUUGUUUAAAUAUAUAUGCAUUAUUUUUAAUAUCAAGAAUAGAUAGUUUAUGUAUUGAUGGAGUUGGAUAAAUUUAAUCUGAAAGAUUAGAGAGGUAGAUUAAAAAUAUGAAAUUAGAUUGGGAUUUUAUGCGAAUAUUUAGUUUUAUAGCAUUUAAUAAUUGGCCUAUUAAUAGUUAAGAGAAGAAAUAUUUAAAGAAUGA